This is a messenger RNA of Bombina bombina (fire-bellied toad), 3043 nucleotides long. It is a transcript of the gene GRID1, whose product is annotated as glutamate ionotropic receptor delta type subunit 1. Gene Ontology annotation, biological process: modulation of chemical synaptic transmission; synaptic transmission, glutamatergic; monoatomic ion transport. Gene Ontology annotation, cellular component: plasma membrane; postsynaptic membrane. The record is from RefSeq and is a predicted model, not a curated record. Bases 1 to 3033 code for a protein of 1010 amino acids. Gene Ontology annotation, molecular function: transmitter-gated monoatomic ion channel activity involved in regulation of postsynaptic membrane potential; glutamate-gated receptor activity. Lineage: Eukaryota; Metazoa; Chordata; Amphibia; Anura; Bombinatoridae. The transcript is spliced from 16 exons.
AUGGAAGUGUUGAUGCUGUGUCUUUUCCCUUGGAUAAUUCAGUGCUUUUCUGUACGGGCGGACUCCAUCAUCCACAUUGGUGCAAUUUUUGAAGAUAAUGCAGCAAAAGACAUGGAAGUAUUUCAACUGGCGGUGUCAGAUUUGAGUCUUAAUGACGAAAUUCUGCAAAGUGAAAAAAUUACCUUCUCUUUCAAGUACACAGAACCAAACAAUCCUUUCCAAGCAGUACAAGAAGCCUGUGAACUGAUGACUCAGGGGAUCUUAGCCUUAGUGACGUCUACUGGUUGUGCCUCAGCAAACGCUCUUCAAUCACUCACAAACGCAAUGCACAUUCCUCACAUCUUUGUACAGCGCAAUACAGGUGGAUCGCCACGUACAGUUUGUCACUUUAACCCAACUGCAGAAGGAGAGGAGUAUACGUUAGCUGCUAGACCACCCGUACGCCUCAAUGACGUAAUGCUAAAACUGGUUACUGAACUUCGAUGGCAAAAAUUUAUAGUGUUUUAUGACAGUGAUUAUGAUAUUCGUGGUUUGCAGAGUUUUUUGGACCAAGCAUCACGAUUAGGACUUGAUGUUUCAUUACAGAAAGUGGACAGAAAUAUCAGUAGAGUAUUUGCGAGUCUUUUCACCUCUAUGAAGACAGAAGAGUUAAAUCGAUACCGCGACACUUUGCGGAGAGCCAUCUUACUUCUGAAUCCAAGGGGUGCACAGAAUUUCAUCAAUGAGGCAGUGGAGACUAACCUUGCUUCUAAGGACAGCCACUGGGUCUACGUGAAUGAGGAAAUAAGUGAUGCAGAAAUAGUAGAAUUGGUUCAUAGUGCACUCGGCAGGAUUACAGUCAUAAGACAAAUCUUUCCCUCGCCAAAAGACAACAAUAUCAGAUGUAUGCGCAAUAACCAUCGUAUCGCCUCCCUACUUUGUGAGCCGCAAGAAGGCACUCUGCAAAAGUUUCAGGUGUCCAAUCUAUAUCUGUAUGACAGUGUACUAAUGCUGGCCAACGCAUUUCAUAAAAAAUUGGAAGAGAGAAAAUGGCACAGUAUGGCAAGUUUAAACUGCAUGAGAAAAUCAACUAAGCCAUGGAAUGGCGGGCGAUCAAUGUUAGACACAAUAAAAAAGGUUCGUAUAACAGGAUUAACUGGGAUUAUGGAAUUUAAAGAAGACAGUGCUAACUCACAUGUGCAGUUUGAAAUCGUUGGGACUAGCUACAGUGAGACAUUUGGCAAGGAAGUGCGAAGGUGGGCAACCUGGGAUUCAACAAGGGGUCUCAACGGAAGCUUACAAGAGAAACGACUGGACAUUGAUCUGCAAGGAAUAACAUUGAAAGUGGUGACUGUCUUGGAAGAACCUUUUGUUAUGGUGGCAGAAAAUAUUCUUGGGCAGCCUAGAAGAUAUAAAGGUUUCAGCAUAGAUGUUUUGGAUGCUCUUUCUAAAAACUUGGGUUUUAAAUAUGAGAUUUAUCAAGUACCUGAUGGAAAAUAUGGACAUAAACUUCCAAAUGGUUCAUGGAAUGGCAUGAUUGGAGAACUCAUAAACAAGAGGGCAGAUAUAGCUUUGUCAGCAAUCACCAUAACUCCUGAACGGGAAAGUGUGGUAGACUUCAGCAAACGCUACUUGGACUAUUCAGUAGGAAUUCUCAUCAAGAAACCAGAAGAAAGAAUAAACAUCUUUUCGCUUUUUGCGCCCUUUGACUUUGCUGUGUGGGCAUGCAUCGCAUCUGUAAUACCAGUGGUUGGAGUCUUGAUAUUUGUCUUAAAUAGGAUUCAAGCAGUUCGAGCACAAAAUUCAUCACAGCCGCCUUCUUCAACGUCGUCUACUUUGCAAAGUGCAAUAUGGAUUGUUUAUGGCGCAUUUGUUCAGCAAGGUGGAGAUUCUAUUGCAAAUUCUGUGGCAAUGCGGAUAGUAAUGGGAAGCUGGUGGCUUUUUACUCUUAUUGUCUGUUCUUCCUACACGGCAAAUCUUGCUGCAUUUCUAACAGUAUCAAGAAUGGACAACCCUAUAAGAACAUUUCAAGAUCUGGCCAAACAAAUGGAUAUGUCAUAUGGAACUGUAAAGGAUUCAUCAGUGUAUGAAUAUUUUAAGGCAAAAGGCACUAAUCCUUUGGAACAGGACAGCACAUUUGCAGAGCUAUGGAGGACUAUAAGUAAGAAUAAUGGAGCUGAUAACUGUGUGUCAAGCCCAUCUGAAGGUAUAAGAAAGGCGAAAAAAGGAAACUAUGCUUUUUUGUGGGAUGUAACAGUGGUGGAAUAUGCGGCUUUGACGGAUGAUGAAUGUUCGGUAACCGUCAUUGGUAACAGCAUUAGCAGCAAAGGCUAUGGAAUUGCUCUACAACAUGGCAGCCCAUACAGAGAUAUCUUCUCACAAAGAAUACUUGAAUUUCAAGACACGGGUGACUUAGAUGUUCUCAAACAGAAGUGGUGGCCACGUAUGGGGAGAUGCGAUCUGAAUAGUCACAACAACGCACAGACAGAUGGAAAGUCACUAAAGCUGCACAGUUUUGCUGGAGUCUUCUGCAUUUUGGCCAUAGGUCUUCUUCUUGCUUGUCUUGUUGCGGCAUUGGAGCUAUGGUGGAACAGCAACCGUUGUCGCCAGGAUUCACCAAAAGAGGAUAAAGAAGUAAACUUGGAGCAAGUACAUAGACGUAUGAACAGUUUAAUUGAUGAGGACAUGGCUCACAAGCAGUUAUCAACAGCAUCUAUUGAAAUAUCUGCAUUAGAAAUUGGAGGUAUGCAAUCAAGUCAAACUUUGGAGCCAGUACGGGAAUACCAGAAUACUCAACUAUCCGUCAGUACAUUUUUACCAGAACAGACAAGUCAUGGAGGAGGAAGGACACAUUCUUCCAUAUCAAGUAGUAACUUACCCCUGCCCCUUAGCAGUUCAGCCACCAUGCCCUCAAUGCAAUGUAAACACAGAUCGCCAAAUGGAGGACUAUUUCGACAAAGCCCUGUAAAAACACCCAUGCCAAUAUCAUUCCAGUCAAUGUCUGGAGGACCUAUUCCAGAAGCCAUUGAGCCUUCUCAUGGAACAUCUAUAUAAUUAAAACAAU